Drosophila innubila is the source of this 1508-nucleotide messenger RNA. RefSeq lists its product as uncharacterized. The transcript has 3 exons. NCBI's taxonomy places the organism in Eukaryota, Metazoa, Arthropoda, Insecta, Diptera, Drosophilidae. The record is from RefSeq and is a predicted model, not a curated record. Bases 61 to 1362 code for a protein of 433 amino acids.
ACAACUGAAGCCAACAGUAACACGCGCAUUGUGUUAGAUUUCUCAUUUUUAACCCCGUCGAUGGAAUUCUUCAACGAUAAAAUGGAUAUUAACAUUUUGGAUCUACAUUUUGAUAUUUUAACACUUAUUUGUGAACAAAUUGAAACAUUCGAUGAUAAGAAAAACUUUGCAAGAACACAUCCAAGACUUUGGAACGUCUUUGCUUAUCAAUAUCGAAAAGAUAUUCAAAGUGUUAUAUACUUUGAAGAACUUGAAGAUGAUAUGAUAACUCAUUGGGAUUUUAUUUUGGAAUGGUGGGGCUUAAAUGUCACCUCAAUCUACAAUAGAUAUAAUUAUGUUAACUCGGGUGAUUUAUUAGAAAUUGCUGCAAAAUUCUGCCCCAAUUUGGAGUUUGUACAGUUCGUGAUCAAGGAAGACAAUAUUAAAAAAGUUGAAGAAAAUCUCCCAAAACUGAAAAUGCUUAAAGAUAUUCGAAUGAGAACUGAUUUUAUUUGUCUACGGAAGCAUAAUUAUAAACCGGUAACCCAUAUUGCUGACCUAAUUGAAUCAUUGCAAAGUUUAACAAAUCUACGUCAUCUUAACUUUGGUUCUCAUUCAUUAAAAAGAAAGGAGCGAAAGCAACUAAACAAAUUGAUUCAAUUAGAAGAAUUAAAAAUUGGUCCAAUUAAAGAAAGUCACGUUGACGAUCUCUCUACAUUACUUGGAUAUUUACGUGUAUUAAUGAUAGAAUACUAUCCGGAUACAAAGACAAUAAGUUGUUUGGCUAAGCAUUGUAUUAACCUGGAGAGGUUAAGCUUAAAAGACUAUGAAAAUAGAUCGCUUAGUCCAGGGUUUUCUACAAAGUGGAGAGUAGCAUAUUUUCCGAAAUUGACAUUUCUUCACGUAUUUAAAGAAAGCUGUCAAAAUCCUUUUCUCUCUUUGGAUGACCGUUACAAUGACCAGUUGCAAGUCUUAAACAUACCUUGUUUAACUAUGGGAGAAAAGGAAAUGGUUCGAAUUGCUAAUCUUCGAGCUCUCAAGGUACUCUUUUGUAUGGACAUACUACCAAGUUCUAUAGAUGUAAUAGUCAAAAUGCAAUUAGAGCAAAUACAUUUCUGGCAUUCGAAGAACUUAUUCAAAAUGGAUCUUUUGCGUUUGGUGAAAGGAUGUUCAUCAUUAAAAAGUUUAACAUGUGCUUGUCAUGGUAUCGAUAAUGAAUUUCUCUCUGAACUAUUGAAUAUAUUGAAGGCGAAAGGCUUUCAACCUGAUCAACCAUUUCAUCUCAAUACCGUAACUUACAUUGAAACUGAAGUCAAAAAGGAUUUAAUGACUCAGUUUACAUCUAUGCCGAAUUCAAAUCUAAUGCACCUUCAACUAGAUUAAUUGCUAAGUAUAAUGUUAAUAACAGUCUUGAGAAUGAAAUUGUAUUGACAGCAGAAUUAAAAUAUAACCGAACUUGAAUGUAGUACAUGUUCCCGAAAAUGUAUUGAAAUUGAAAUUAAAAUAUAAUAAAUAUCAAUAUAUACAUA